AUGAGUUCCGGGUCGGCGGUGACGGCGGGCGGCAGCGCCGGCGCGGAGGGCGCGGCGCUGGGGCAGAAGCUGAUGGUGCACGUGGCGGAGAACGGCCACAGCAUGGAGUUCGAGUGCGGGGGCGGCACGCGGGUCGAGGCCAUCCAGCGCGCCAUCGAGCACGUCUGCGGCGUCCCGCCCGCCGACCAGCUCCUCCUCUGCGGCAACAUCCCCCUCGACGGCGCCAACCACCUCGCCCACUACAACCUCCCCCGCGACGACCGCGAGGUCUUCCUCUACAACAAGGCUCGCCUCCAUGCCGACGCGCCGCCACCGGCGCCGGAGUCUAUCGACAUCCCUGAGCCAUCGAUUCCGCCGCCGCCCCGGCCGCAGGACACCGCACUGGAGGUGUCUGCUGACCCGGCCUUGAAGGCGCUGGUGUCUUACGAAGUCAGGUUCAGGUAUGACUUCCAGGUGGCCAACGCGCUGUACCAAUCUAGCGUGGCCAAGUACGAGGUGUGCAGGAGGCUGCUGCGGGAGUGGCAGGUGCAGGAGCGUGCUCUGGACAUGGCUAGGAGCAACCUGGAGCAAGCAUUCCGCAAGCCCUCAAUGCGCUAUUCAAAUUUCAUGCGGUCCUUUGCUCAGCAGCACCGUGGAUACGACGAAGUUCUGUCAACCUUCGAGAGAGAUGUGCAGAGGUUGCGUGCUAUUAAGUUGCAUCCACACCUUCAGUGUGAGGGCAGACGGUGCUUGCUGGACCUUAUGGAUGAGAAUAGAUUGAGGAAGCUGGCAGAUGAGUACUUAAGCUCACAGAGGGGUUUUGAGGAUUUUGUCUCGCCGCUGAAGGCAAAAUUUCAGGAGUUAAAGAGGAGGGUGGAGAGCUUGUUGAACUCUAUGAGCUCGAGUGCAUGGAAGGAUCUGGAGGCACUGAUAAAGGAGCAUCAUAGAGUCAUCGGUGACCAGAAGAGCAUCAUGCAGUCUCUAAGUAAAGACGUGGAUACAUCAAAGAAGCUUGUUGAUGAAUGCUCAAGGAGCCAGCUGUCCGCUUCUGUCCGACCUCAUGAUGCAGUUUCAGCAGUUGGUCGUAUCUAUGAGGUACAUGAAAAGGAUAAUUUGCCCAGCGUACGUAAGUUUGAUCGCAUGCUUACAAACUUGCUUCAGAAAUGCAAGACCAAGAAAAACGAAACAAAUACUCUAGUACAUGUUUGCGUGAAAGGGGUCAAAUCUGCUCAAAUUGAUAUCAAGGACAUGAUGAUGAGUCAGUUCAUUUUAUACGAAGAGGCAAUAGAUAGUCGAGACAAAGAAUUUUCUUAUCUGAAACUACUGGGUGGCUUGGGCCAUGCAUACAAGGCUUGUCUUGCCGAGGUCGUGCGAAGAAGGCAUUCUUUCAAGCUGUAUACUGGCUUGGCUGGACAGCUUGCUGAAAAACUAGCAGCAGAGCGUGAAGUGGAGAUAAGGAGACGCGAGGUUUUCCUUCGUACAUGGCGUAAGUACAUUCGAGGAGAAAUCAUGGGUUCCAUGGGGCUGUUUGGUUCACCUAGCCAGUGUGAUGUAAACAUUGCACCGUUUGAUUGCGAUCUACUUCCAAUUGAUGUUGAUGAUCUGGAAAAGCUCGCCCCCCGGUCUUUAGUGGGGUCUCUUUCGAAACCUGAGAGGUCACAGCAACAUAAGUCUUCAUCAAGUGAUUCUAGUACCACUGGAAAUUUCACUAACGCCGAACAAAACAGUCUGAAUACUGAUGGCCAAAUGGAUUCCCAGGAUUUUUUUGGGGGCUGUGAUACUGUUGAUAUAACAGGGACUAGUGUAUUAGAAGUGGAGAACGCCAGAUUAAAAGCAGAGCUCGCUUCUGCAAUUGCAGUUCUCUGCACUUUUGGUGCUGAAUACGCACAUGAAUCUAUUGAUGAAGGGCAGAAUGAUAAUGUGUUGAGAAAUGCAAGAGAGAAAACAGCUCAGGCACUUUCCGCGAAGGAUGAAUAUGCCAACCAGCUUCAGUCAGUGUUGAAAGCAAAGCAGGAGCAGUGCUUGUCCUUUGAAAAGCGUAUACAGGAGCUUGAGGAACAAUUAGCGAAUCAGUACAUACACGGGCAAAUGGUUUCAGGAAGCAAAAGCGCAUCAGAUUUCCUUCUUUCUACAUUCAAAGGUAAUGACUGCAACCUGGAUGGAGGUAGGCAAACCCAUCUGCGUGACGAAUCAAGUGUGGCCAUGGAUGAGACAUCAUCAACAUCUGAACAGCCAUCUAAACAAACAGAAGGUGGUGAUGAGAAUAUGACUGACGUUUCAGGCGCACUGAACUUGCAAUUACUUAACUCAGCAGGAUGCGGUAAUCUGGAUGCUCCCAUGGCAGAAUUUUCACGUGAUAAUGAACAUAAGGUUGUCAAUAUUGAUAAGGAAGGGCAGAUGUUGACUCACCUCACUAUGGUGGAUACUUCGGAUAUUCCUGUAGAAGGUCCUCUUGGCAUCUUAAACUCCAAAACCAAUGAACAUCAUACUUUGGAGUUUAGGAAUAACGAGCUCUUUGUGUCAGAGUUGCAAAACACAAUAGAUAAAAAAUCAAAACAGUUGGAUGAGGCAGAAAGUAAACUUAGCUCUGUGAUGGGCGAAGUUAACUCUCUUAAGGAAGAACUUGAAAAUGCUCGUGUUCUACUUGACGAGUCUCAGAUUAAUUGUGCGCACCUGGAAAACUGCUUGCAUGAGGCAAGGGAAGAGGCUCGUACCAACAAAUGUUCCGCUGAUAGAAGGGCUGUUGAGUAUGAUGCUUUGAGGUCAUCUGCUCUGAGGAUACAUGGUCUGUUUGAAAGACUAAAUAAUUGUGUCACCGCACCGGGCAUGUCUGGCUUUGCAGACUCUCUGCGAACUUUAGCCCUCUCCUUAGCAAGUUCUGUAAAGAAGGAUGAAGCUGAUUCUACCACUCAGUUCCAGCAAUGCAUUAAGAUCCUUGCGGACAAGGUUAGUUUCCUGUCACGGCAGAGUGAGGAGCUGAUAGAACGCUACUCAAGGGUGGAAGCAGCACAUGGGAUUCUUAUAAAAGAGUUGGAGGAGAAGAAAACACUGGUCAACAAUCUAUAUAGUAAAUUUCAACUGGAAAAACAGGCCAGCAAGGAGAAGAUAUCGGUUGGGCAUUUCGACGUCCACGAGCUUGCGGUGUUUGUCCGGAACCCUGCUGGGCACUACGAGGCGAUCAACCGGAGCCGGUCGAACUACUACCUCUCCGAGGAGUCGGUGGCCCUGUUCACGGAGCCCCACCUUCCUCGGCAGCCCGCCUACAUAAUCGGCCAGAUCGUGCACAUUGAGCGGCGCGCGGUAAAGCACACCGACCAGAACGAAGCCUCGCCGCGCCCUGGCGGCCAUCGGCGGUCCGCGCUGAACAGCAACCCCUAUGGCCUGCCGGCAGGCCGCGAGUACUUCGUGGUGACGGUGGCGAUGCUGCCUGACACUGCUGCCACUGCUCGUUGA
This is a messenger RNA of Triticum turgidum subsp. durum (durum wheat), 3432 nucleotides long. The record is from the annotation of a GenBank genome assembly. NCBI's taxonomy places the organism in Eukaryota, Viridiplantae, Streptophyta, Magnoliopsida, Poales, Poaceae.